This is a messenger RNA of Pocillopora meandrina, 5129 nucleotides long. The record is from the annotation of a GenBank genome assembly. NCBI's taxonomy places the organism in Eukaryota, Metazoa, Cnidaria, Anthozoa, Scleractinia, Pocilloporidae.
AUGCCACCGUGCAAGUUGCACCACAUGAAGGUAAGAAUAUUUAUUAACCAGCCGCCUGUUGCUAAUUAAGUUCAUAUACAGUAUUGUUUAUUGAGUUUUGCUGAAUUAUCCCCACUCCUAAGAACAUUUGAAAAUUUGCACUAUUUGCCAAGUGAACGUAUCAGUUAAGCCAGAUUUGGCGAAAAAAUACAUAGUAAACGCGACGCAGAUUUUUCCCUCUAUGAUAAGUUUCCGUCGAUUGCCAAAGUCUGAAAUCGAAAUUAUCCACCCUCGAAAAAUCGAAAUAACCACACAAAUGACGCUUUGUUACAGUCAUAAUUUUUUCUUUAAAAGAGAGGCCUAUAAGGGCAACUGAAAGUAGAGAGCACCCUUUUUCCAUCUCUAAAAAGAACCCAUUUUAUUCCCCUGGGCGCCUCCCGUUAGCAUGUGGAAAGGGUUGCUUAUGCAUAGCCACCUCUCCCUCCAAUCAGUAGGGACCUUAAGCGGUCAGGACGGCAACGCCAAGGAAGACUUCUAUUAAAAAAUGAAAUUUCUGCCUAUAAUUAGAAUUUCAAAAGUGGCUGCAUGUGAUUACCGUCUCAUACAGCGCCACACCUCAACUUCAGCAUAACGUAUCAAAAAAGCGUUGAGUUCCAAAUAGAAAUUAAAAUAAUUUGCCGUCGCGGUUUCGGUUCGUAGACGACGCAAAUUGUGGUGAUUUCACGUUGUUGUUUUGCAUAGGACGGCUCAGAAAUGUACAAACGCACGUGCUGAGCUAUUGUUCUACCCAUCAUAUCUUUUGUUUUUCCAUGUCCUCGUUGCCAUCGCCGUCGUGGUUUGCUUAAGGUCUCUAGUAAUUAAAUAGAACAGGGGUCGAUCCCUCCUAAAUGCUAAAUUUUAGCGUGAAGACUUCGAAUGAAUAACUCUUACUUGGUGUUUUCCGCUGACCACUCACAAUCCCAUCCUUUCGUUUACUUCCGCUUCGCUCCGUCGUUUAUCGUGAGAGUCGUUACUUUGGUCUUUACGCACCGUUUUUGACUGGAAAACCUUCUAGCAUGGCCAAAUUCAAUGUAAAUGUAGAACAGUGUAAAGGAGCUGUCGUGGUUGGUGAUCAUGCGAAACUGACUAUUGGGCCGACUGGUAAGAUAUCAGAAGGUACGCAACUUUCUCUGUUUGUGAGGGAAGUUUUCGAUCGGUGCUUCGACACAUGAAUCAGAAUAAUUCAUAACUUGUGGCUUGUUCGAAACAUGAUAAUAAUCUUUCAUUUAAAUACGUUAUAGUGGGAACAAUAUCAAACCUGAUUUGAUGUAGUUUAAAAUCAAAGAAAAUCGAUUGAGUAUCAAUUGUUAGCCAAGUCAGCCAUGUUACCGGCCCACAUCACGGCAAAUUGCCUCUUUCUCCACUUAAUUUUUCCGCCUACGUUAUUUUUCAAACAUUACUUCAUUUCCUGUUCUCCCGCUCGAACUACAUCAUCUAAACUAAAACCUCGACGAUGCAGUACACAGUUUUAAUUCGUUCACUCAACUCGAAAAAAUCGGAAGGAGCUUGAAGAGUUAUACUCCAGGAAUUAAUUAAUACGGUGUCAUUUAUGAUAACCUCAUUUUAUUCUGCAUUUUGGCUCUUCUUUUCAUAUGGGUUUCUGUUAUACCGGUCAAAGAUUUACUUACAUCCUUGAUUACUGAGAGAAACCUCCUAAGUGAAAAUGAAAUGAGAAAACCCCUUUCCAACUCCUAAAAUAGCAACAACUUUGUAAAAGAGUAAUCAUGACGGUUGCAUUUGCAUUUAUUUGCUUCACGAAUCGCCUUCUUUUGAGAUCUCAGGCUUAGGUAAACCGACUUUGCACAAAUUGACCACAAUUUUCCAUUGUCUAGUUAGCCCUUUACACCCUCAUAUCAGUAUAGCUAUUCUCCAUACUUAAAUCUUUGUACAAUUAUUUUAAGGUUUUGGAAAAGAGAAUUUGUUUAACAUUCAAGAGCUUCUUUAGUUGGUGAUCAUUUCCCUUAUUCUCAUGACCUUAAUGUUUUAUUCAGGGUGAUCCUGUAAGAAGAAAUUAGAUGCUAGUCACUCUUGAUAUUGUAUUGAUAUUAUAGGGAGAGAUUCUGUCUUGGUCUUAAAACCUUAUUGAUCAGAGAAGUGGCAUGGAAAACCACAAGGCCUAGUCUGAGGUUUCACCUCAAAGUUUUAAAUGAUGUUGAUGUCAUUUUUAUGAUCAAUAAGGUGAAAUACAUCAGAAAAUUGUGUUUUGUGUUUUUUUUCAACAUAGUAGGGAUUAUGAAGCAUUGCCUUACAUGUUGCGUGAUUUCUGUUAUCUACAACCUAGCUUAUUGAAAAUCUAGAAAGUUAUUGUUGGAAGCCUACCUGAUAGUAACCACAGAUUAUUACAAAGAUAAUUGACUGACUUUGUAACUUUGUUAGGAGUACUAAACCAAGAGCACACCCCAGAGCAAGCAGCAAGAACUAAAACUAGUGGUAAGUAGAGUUUAUUUAUCGAGUUUACAUUUUCCAAUGUCUGUUUUCUGGGUGGUCUGCCAUUCAUUUCUAAAUAUUUCAGCUCCAAUAAUGUAAAUUAAGGUGAAAUUUAACACUAUUCUCCAAAUUAAAAUCUGGGUUAAAUUUUUCAGACUUCUCAUCUUUCUUUUGCUUAAAAUUGUGUUGAGACUGUAAGGAGAAUUUCCUUUAUGGUCAUGGUUGGUAGCAACAAGAUUAAAGGAGCUACUCCAUAGUUUUACUGUCUUAACCCUUUAACUCCCGAGAUCUGAUUGUUAAUUCUCCCAUUUAGCUGCCACACAUCUCCUUGUAAAUUAGUUACAAGAAUUUGGUAUUUGAUUAAGUAACCAUUUUUACCUGAUAAGUUUGUGUCUUCUCAUAACCUGUUUGUUGGAAUAUGUAUGGAUGUUAUAAGAGAAGAUACAUGUUAAUCACUUCUGGGAGUUGAAGAGUUAAAAAAGUAAGAUCAGAUCUUUUAAUUGUCUCAUAUGUUUCCUCUCUGUGCUUAGUCCUUCAAUCCAAACGGAAACUUAGUCAUUUGAAUUCACUUAUUCAUUUCACUUAUUUUUUUUCUAGCUCAUGCACCUUUUCAAGAGUCUGGGGAUGAUAUUGAUUUAAAAGUAAAGUCUGGUUAUGUGUUAGUAAUUCAUAACUACAGCUUCCCUAAGAGGGAGGAGGCUGUACGCCAUGGGUCAGAGGAAGAUGUGAAAAAUCUUUGUAGCCUCUUUGAUGAUUUCAACUUCAAAACCCGAAUUGCAAAUAACUUGACUCAAAGUCAGAUGGUGGAAAUACUCAGUGAAACUGCAGAGAAAGACUUCAGCAGAUAUGAUUGUUUCUUGUGUGUAAUCCUCAGCCAUGGUCUCCAAGAUGGGAUUCUUGGAAUUGAUGAUGAGAAGAUUAAAAUUGAAGCAAUCACUUCCAAUUUUCGCCGAGAUGCAUGUCCUUCUCUUGAGGGGAAACCAAAAAUAUUUCUGAUCCAAGCUUGCCGUGGCAAUAGACAGGAUAGGGUACCUAUUGAGAGCGACAGUGAGCCUGUUCCAUGUGCAAGCUCAUCUCUUCCAGCUGAUGCUGAUUUUCUGAUCUGUUUUGCCUCUGCCCCUGGUCACCAAAGCUACAGGCAGCCAGAGCUUGGUUCUUGGUUCAUUUCAACAGUUGUGGCAAUUUUUAAAGAGUAUGCAGAAAGGGAGCAUCUUAUGGAUAUGAUGCUGAGAGUCAACAAUCAUGUUGCAAAUUAUUUCAGCAAAACAGGCCUCAAGCAAAUACCCUGCCAAGUCUGCAUGCUGAGAAGGAAAGUGUAUUUUAGUCCAAAAUAUAAUUAACCCAUCAUGAAAUGCUCAUGACAAAUUCUGUCUUUGUCGUGUAUAUGAAUGUUUACUUAAUAUGUUUGUGUAAUGAGAAAAUUGUAGAUGAAACAUUGCCAGUGUACCUGUCCACUGGAGCUCAGAAGCGUGGUUACAUGAACUUUGUUAAAUUCUCCCACAGACCACAUCAGUAACACUGUAUAUUAUGCUACAGUGUAAUAUAUACAGUCCAAAAUUUUCAAUCCUUGCUGUAUGGAUGAAGUCUUUGAAAAAAGCAAUGCUGAUGCAGGAGUUUUAGUCUUAUUGUAACAAUAGUGGGUACACAAAGAUAAAAAUGCUGUUCACUAAGUCAUAGAGAAAAUUGUAGGUGCUGUUCAAAGAUAGUUGUAAAGCAGUGUCUGAUUCAGGAUUUCCACUCCUCAAGAAGAAAUCAAUCAACAGUCAACCCAGAUUCACUCCUUUGAACUAAGCUAUGAGUUAGCUUUGGUAAGAUAAGUUAUAUUGAUAUAUGGUAAGGUAGUCCUGGACUGGGUUGUUCAAAACACGAGUAAAGUGUUGGUGUAAAUUUUAAAUUUGGUUUUAUAGCACUGCAAAAGAAUUUUUUGUUUGGAUUUUUCCCCAUCAUUUUUUUGUCAUAAUGAGAUAAAACCCAAUAAAAGCCUAAAUCUUAUAUGCGCUCUUCUACACAAGAAAUUGAAACCAAUGUUUACUUUUAAUCCUAGAUUAACAUUUACCCCCUUUUAAAUAACCCAGCCCUGAGGUAAAUCUGAGGGUUCCAAUUGGUUCUUUCAUGGUCCAGAUUUUGCCACACAGACUGUCUUAUAUGGUCAUGAGAUGUGUAACUAUUUUUGCAAAUGCUGGUAAUUUAAAAAAAAAAACAAGUUUGAUGCAAGUACCAUAUACACUGUGUUAAGCUACUUGCUAACCCUGCUUGAUCAAGCUGUACUGUAGAAAAAUUAGCCCUCAAUCAUUUUUGUAUGGACCUUGCUGCCCUUUGGCUGUAAUUCCACAAUAUUGGGCCAGUACUGCCCUCACACUUCAUUAAUAAGAAAUUAUAGUUGGGAUCAUCCAAGACUGAUAUCUUAAAAUUUUGGUAAUUCUUCCACAAUUUAUUACCUCAGGUUAUGCACCAGAUAUGGAAUCUGCGUACAGUUUGGAUUUUUUUUUGUGUCAACUGUCUUCUUAGUCUGAUGUUUUUAUCAAUUUGAAGGAAAGUGGUCUGAAGCUAAACUCUAAUUUCACAUGAGUAGUGUCUUCUCCCUUUUCCAGCUGAGUGAAAACUUCAAAAUUAAAUUACAUGGAUAAAUGUUGAUGCAACCUUAUUGCUAUGCAAAUGGUUAUACUGUAUGGUCAUUCAUUAGG